CUAACCUCAAAAAUUAGUCACGUAAAUAUAAAUAUGAACAUUUUUAAAUAAGACUUUAAAACAAUCUUUUUAAGAUGAAAAAGAAAUUAAAAUAUGUGAUAACGUUCGUCUGGUUUUGUUACUUGGUUGUCUCGGCUAUUUUGCUGUUUUCUCGUGGGUUUUUAUUGACCAGGACAGUACAAGACAAUAAUGCUACUUGCAGUUCAAAACUUGAGCAUUUCUGUGAUUCAAACGAUGAAGAAAGUUGUUUUAUUAAAGGAAAGGAGGUAUUUAGUGACUUUCGUAACGAGGCUUUGAAUACUUGCUUGAAACCUACCUCCAAAGUGAUUUUAUUGAUAGUAGAUGCACUUAGAUAUGACUUUACUGUUUACAAAGACAGAGAGAAUCCUUUACCUUACCAGAACAAGUUACCAAUCAUAAAAGAUACCUUAUUAAAUCACCCAGAGUCUUCGAGAUUGUAUAAAUUUAUUGCAGACCCACCAACAACAACAAUGCAAAGGCUUAAAGCACUGACCACAGGCAGUCUUCCGACAUUUAUUGAUGCCGGUUCGAAUUUUGCUACAUCAGAAAUAAACGAAGACAAUAUUAUUGACCAGGUCAGCAAAAAUAACUACACUGUGGUGUUCCUGGGAGAUGAUACUUGGGGAUCUUUGUAUCCUAAUAGGUUUUUACGAAAUUAUCCAUAUCCAUCGUUUGAUGUGUGGGAUCUGGAUACAGUGGAUAAUGGAGUGAAAAAAAGCAUAUUUCCGGAGUUGAAGAAGGAUGAUUGGAAUUUGCUGGUUGGGCAUUUUCUUGGAGUGGAUCAUUGCGGUCAUAGAUAUGGACCAAACCAUCCGGAAAUGUCCAGAAAGUUGUCAGAAAUUAAUAAUGUACUUCAACAUGUGAUAAAUGAAAUGAAUAAUGAUACAAUUCUUUUUGUUAUUGGCGAUCAUGGUAUGACAGUAACUGGGGAUCAUGGUGGAGAAAGCACUGAAGAAGUCACAGCAGCCAUGUUUGUUUAUUCCAAACAACCGUUACUAUCAUUUGGUUCAAAUAAGGAAUCAGUUAAACAAGUUGAUCUUGUUCCAACAUUGUCAGCUCUUCUGGGAGUACCAAUUCCAUUUCAAAAUUUAGGAAUCUUAAUAAACACUGCUUUGCCUAGUACCAGUUCAAAUUCUUGGAAACUUUCGUUGUUCUGGCUUUGGAACAAUGUCCAACAAAUUGUUCAUUACAUUAAAGUUUACUCUGAAAGCACUCAAAUUUUUGAUAAGGAAUAUCUUGAAUUAUACUACAAAGAAUAUGACUCAUUACACCAAGAAAUCAUCUCAGUAAAUUCAGAAGAGCAAUUUGUACAUUUCUACGAAAAAGCUGAAGGUUUUUUGAAAAAAUUGAGGCUUUUAUGUGAAGAGGUCUGGAUACAGUUUGACCCAUUCUCAAUAAGCAAUGGACUAACUUUUCUCUUCCUUGCUGUAUUCUUCAUGUAUAUUAUUUGCGACGGGAUACCUUUACAGCAUCUGUCACAUGUCAUUGAAACGUCGUUUAUUUCAGUGUUCUGUUUGGUGUUAGUUUUUUCAUUUAUUCUGAUAGGGUUUUUGGAACUGUCAAGUUUUGCAGAUAACUUUUCUUACUCUUUUGUUUUUGUGGCAAAUAUGAUUUCUCCUCUGAUGUUCUUGGUGCCGAUAUUUCAGAACUGGGAGUUUAUCAGUACAAAGUGGUAUAAGAGGAAAAUAAACGUAAUUAGUGUGAUAUGUAGGUUGGUUUUGGUUUUCAAUGUUCUAGUCCCAUUCUCUAAUAGUUUCAUCAAUGAAGAAGCGAGUGUUUUAUUAUUUUCUUUUGUGACAGUUCUUUUAACUGCUUUACUUCACCUGGUUUGGUACAGAAGAAACUUUUACAAAAAACAGUUUUUAAAACCAGUUUUCUUUGUUUUGUUUGUCUUUUGUUCUUUGAGGAUUACAGGCUAUUUUUGGAGGUGCCGCGUUGAACAACAAUGGUGCUUUUCAUCUCCUCAUGAAGUUGGAACAUCCUCAAAAACUCAGCCUACUAAAAUUGAGUGGAGUUUGGCAGUUGUGUCACUCUCUUUGACAGUAAAUGCCGCAAAAAUGUGGUUAAGACACUGUGGAAACUUAAGUGGUUACUCGGUAACGCAAUUUUUAACCAAAAUCAUCCCUAUGUGUAUGGUAGUCCUUUCUGCCGGGUUUUGGGUCUUACAGAAAUUCUCAAAAAUAUCAAACAAACGAAGAAUAAGUUACCUCCCCUUAUCAGUGUACAUUCUUUCAUUAAUUUCUUUAGUUAUUCUUGUUAUAAAACCCUUAUGCAUAAGCUUAAUACCACGGGACAAAGGUUUCUCAGAAAAAGAAGAGAAUUUGAUUCCAAGCAUUUACAAUAAGUUAAAAUCGAAUAUGGAGAAAAAUUCUAGGGAUGUGCCUAUAGUGUAUGGUUUGGCAACAGCGUAUAGUGCUGUGUAUGUUAUUUUGGCGUUGUAUUUGAUAUUGGUGUUUGGUUUGUUGUUGGGGGAAGGUUUUGCUUCUUCAACUGGUAUUAUGGUGAUAGCUGCUGUGUUUUUAUUGGUCGUGACGUCAAUGAUGAGAAUAAAACAGGCAGAAACGAUAGAGGAUUUGUUCAAUGUGCCGACAGUAGCCAUUAUAGGAUGGGCUUUAAUAGCCCAAUACUUCUUCUACGCUACUGGACAUCAACCUGCCUUUCCCAAUAUCACCUGGGAUGCCGCUUUUGUGGGAACCUCAGGAAUCUUCAGCCACCGUUACAUUCUAGGGGUGUUGAUUAUAAUCAACACUUUCGGGUCAUACAUUAUAAUGGGAAUGACGCUACCUUUGUUGGUUAUAACCCCUUUUACUCUAUUUAUCAUGAUGCCCAGUGUACUUGGUAAAAAUAAGGACUUUUUGCAACACGCACAAAAAGGGGAAAUGAUGUUGUAUGAAAGAAGUAAAAUAGUAUCUGCAUCCAUGUUUUCGUUGUGUUGUAAAUACAUCUCUACAUUUGGUAUUAAGGUAUUUGCCAGUAUGUUGGCAGCUACAAUUCACUGUAGACAUUUAAUGGUUUGGAAUAUCUUUGCACCGAAGUUCAUUUUUGAAGGAGUCGCCAUGUUUGUCACGUUGGGUUCUGUUUUAUUAGGAUAUUUGUUAUUUAUUCGCAUUAACCAUCAGGUUGAAAAAUGUAUUGAUAAGCUGAAUAAAAUGAUGUAGAUAUUUUAUUAUUGUUUAAGACUGUUUUAGUAUUUUGUAGAACAAAAUGUGUUUUGUAAUUUAUUGUCAAAAUAAAUAUGUGUGUUUUAAA
Molecule: messenger RNA, 3270 nt
Organism: Sitophilus oryzae (rice weevil)
Lineage: Eukaryota; Metazoa; Arthropoda; Insecta; Coleoptera; Curculionidae
Gene: PIG-O
Product: GPI ethanolamine phosphate transferase 3
Exons: 5
Coding region: 75-3179 (1034 amino acids)
Biological process (GO): GPI anchor biosynthetic process
Cellular component (GO): endoplasmic reticulum membrane
Molecular function (GO): mannose-ethanolamine phosphotransferase activity
Source: RefSeq, a predicted model, not a curated record